Molecule: messenger RNA, 402 nt
Organism: Ramularia collo-cygni
Lineage: Eukaryota; Fungi; Ascomycota; Dothideomycetes; Mycosphaerellales; Mycosphaerellaceae
Product: probable TVP15 Tlg2-Vesicle Protein
Exons: 6
Coding region: 1-402 (133 amino acids)
Biological process (GO): vesicle-mediated transport
Cellular component (GO): Golgi membrane
Source: RefSeq, a predicted model, not a curated record
AUGGAUUUUUCAGACAUCUUUCGCAUUGUCAACCUUGGAGCAGGCGUGCUCAUGAUUCUCGCCGGUGUGACACGCUUCAUCUCGGGUGGCUUCACCAUCGCGGCCGUCAUCCUCGGAAUCUACCUGUUCAUCUUCGGGCUAGCGACGGGGCUCCUUGAGUUCCAAAUCCCACCGCAGGUCUCCCGCUACGCCAGUUUCAUGUUCAGUUUUGUUGGAAGAGGAGCUUUCUACAUCUUCAUCGGGGUGCUGUCAGUUGAUGGGAAAUGGUACAGGUGGUUGCCCGGCUCCAUCUUGGCUAUUAUUGGUAUUGCAUACGUUGCGUUGGAAUUCGUCCCAUCGAUCGAGCCCCCAGCGAACAUGCGCGAUGCAUCGGAUGCCGGCUGGGGUGCAGAGCAGGUCUGA